Molecule: messenger RNA, 4305 nt
Organism: Terrapene triunguis (Three-toed box turtle)
Lineage: Eukaryota; Metazoa; Chordata; Testudines; Emydidae
Gene: KCNH6
Product: potassium voltage-gated channel subfamily H member 6
Exons: 14
Coding region: 1-3204 (1067 amino acids)
Biological process (GO): regulation of heart rate by cardiac conduction; regulation of ventricular cardiac muscle cell membrane repolarization; membrane repolarization during action potential
Cellular component (GO): membrane
Molecular function (GO): inward rectifier potassium channel activity
Source: RefSeq, a predicted model, not a curated record
AUGCCGGUGCGGAGGGGCCACGUGGCCCCGCAGAACACCUACCUGGACACCAUCAUCCGCAAAUUCGAAGGGCAGAACCGCAAGUUCCUCAUCGCCAACGCCCAGAUGGAGAAUUGCGCCAUCAUCUACUGCAACGAUGGCUUCUGUGAGAUGUUCGGCUACUCCCGGGUGGAGGUCAUGCAGCGCCCUUGCACCUGCGACUUCCUCACCGGGCCUGAGACCACCAAAAACUCCAUCGCGCAGCUGACUCAGGCCUUGCUGGGAUCCGAGGAGUGCAAGCUAGAGAUCCUCUACUACAGGAAAGACACGUCGUGCCUCCGGUGCCUGGUGGACGUGGUCCCGGUGAAGAACGAGGAAGCAGCCGUCAUCAUGUUCAUCCUGAACUUCGAGGACCUGGCCGAGCUCAUCGCCAAGAGCGCCAGCCGGAGUCUCCACCAGCGACUGUCCCAGGGCUGGCGCCAAGAGGCCUCCCAAGUCAAGGCCAACCCCCAGAACUCCACCUCGGACUCGGACCUCACGAGGUACCGCACCAUCAGCCAGAUCCCGCAGUUCACCCUCAACUUUGUGGAGUUCAACCUGGAGAAGCACCGCUCGGGCUCCACCACUGAGAUCGAGAUCAUCGCGCCCCACAAGGUGACGGAGCGCACGCAGAACGUCACCGAGAAAGUCACACAGGUCCUGUCGCUGGGCGCGGACGUCCUCCCGGAGUACAAGCUGCAGGCGCCGCGGAUCCACCGAUGGACCAUCCUGCACUACAGCCCCUUCAAGGCGGUGUGGGACUGGCUGAUCCUGCUGCUGGUCAUCUACACGGCCGUCUUCACGCCCUACUCGGCCGCCUUCCUGCUCAACGAGGAGCAGGAGGAGAAGCGCUGGAACUGCGGCUACUCCUGCAACCCGCUCAACAUCAUCGACCUCAUCGUGGACAUCAUGUUCAUUGUGGACAUCAUCAUCAACUUCCGCACCACCUACGUCAACAUCAACGACGAGGUGGUGAGCCACCCUGGCAAGAUCGCCAUCCAUUACUUCAAGGGCUGGUUCCUUAUCGACAUGGUGGCUGCCAUCCCCUUCGACCUGCUCAUCUUCCGCUCCGGCUCUGAUGAGACCACCACGCUGAUCGGGCUGCUGAAGACAGCCCGGCUGCUACGCCUGGUGCGUGUGGCCCGUAAACUGGACCGCUACUCCGAGUACGGGGCGGCCGUGCUCUUCCUGCUCAUGUGCACCUUCGCCCUCAUCGCCCACUGGCUGGCCUGUAUCUGGUACGCCAUCGGCAACGUGGAGCGGCCCUACAUGGAGCACAAGAUCGGCUGGCUGGACAACCUGGGCGACCAGAUCGGCAAGCGCUACAAUGACAGCGACCUCUCGUCCGGCCCCUCCAUCAAGGACAAGUACGUCACGGCGCUCUACUUCACCUUCAGCAGCCUCACCAGCGUGGGCUUCGGCAACGUCUCCCCCAACACCAACUCCGAGAAGAUCUUCUCCAUCUGUGUCAUGCUGAUUGGCUCUCUGAUGUACGCCAGCAUCUUCGGCAACGUCUCUGCCAUCAUCCAGCGCCUGUACUCGGGCACGGCCCGCUACCACACCCAGAUGCUGAGGGUGAAGGAGUUCAUCCGCUUCCACCAGAUCCCCAACCCCCUGCGCCAGCGCCUGGAGGAGUACUUCCAGCACGCCUGGUCCUACACCAACGGUAUCGACAUGAACGCGGUGCUGAAAGGCUUCCCCGAAUGCCUGCAGGCUGACAUCUGCCUCCACCUGAACCGUACCCUGCUCCAGAACUGCAAGGCCUUCCGAGGGGCCAGCAAGGGCUGCCUCCGAGCCCUUGCCAUGAAGUUCAAGACGACUCACGCUCCUCCCGGAGACACCCUGGUGCAUUACGGGGACGUCCUCACCACCCUCUACUUCAUCUCCCGCGGCUCCAUCGAGAUUCUCCGGGAGGACAUUGUGGUGGCCAUCCUAGGGAAGAACGACAUCUUUGGGGAGCCCAUCAGCCUCUAUGCCCGGCCUGGGAAAUCCAACGCGGAUGUCCGGGCACUGACCUACUGCGACUUGCAUAAGAUCCAGCGGGAGGACCUCCUGGAGGUCUUGGAUAUGUACCCGGCCUUUUCCGACAACUUCUGGAGCAACUUAGAGAUAACCUUCAACCUGAGAGAUGCAGACAGCAUCCCCCGCUCGCCGCUCAGCGAGGACUACGACUGCUCCUACCGCCGCGUGCGCCGGCGCAAGCAUUCCCUCUGCCGGCCCCCCAAGACCGACCCGGAUGGGCUGGACACGGGCAUCUCGGACGCCGAGCCAUACCACACCUACUCGGAGCUCACCAACCUGCAGGGCCCCCUCAGCAAGGACCAGUGGGAUGACCUGUGCAGCAGCACCACGCCUUGCUCGCAGACCAGCGACGAGGAGGCCAAGCCCCCCAGCCCCACCCAGGCCGAGCCCUCUCCUGACUCCGACCAGGACGACUUUGCCCCAGCCGUGCUCAGCCUGGUCACCCCCAACGCCAGUGGCACCGAUGUCAGCAAGCAGGCGGCGGAGGACAGCCAGUCCUACGCGGCCACCCCCGGGGACGUUCCAAACAUGUUCGCCUUCUGGGAGGACAGACAGCCAAACCUCCACCCAGAGCCCCUGCCGCACGCGUCCUUGGUCCACAACUCCCGGGCCAACCCUCUGCGCUUGGACUACGGGCAGGGUCAGAUCGAAUCCCGACUGGAGCUGCUGCAGGCUCAGCUCAGCAGGCUGGAGUCCAGGAUGUCUUCGGAUAUUAAUAUAAUCCUCCAGCUCCUGCAGCGCCAGCUGUCCCAAGUGCCGCCCGCAUACAGCCCCAUCUCGCCGUCCUCCCACAGCCUGGCCAUGUACAGCAUGGGCCCGAGGGGCAUGGAGCCUGCUCCACCGUGCACGCCGCUGCAGGAGAAGGACCUGACUCCUCCCGGGGAGAGCCCAAGCUACACAGAGAUAGAAAAGUUCCAGCUGAAAUCCAGGGACUCCUUGUCAAGCGGGGUACACCUGUUGGCAGCUUCAGAGAAAACCAUCUACUCCCAGCCGGAACUCCAUUCCCAGACCUUCCCCAACCCAGAGCCCCACCAGAGGGCAACACACACACGGGGACUCUUCCACGGCUCUCGUUUCCCUUCCCUCCCCGAGCACCUUGAAGCCUCUUCCGAGCACCUAGACAUUCAGAGACAUCUCUCCGACCCGGUGCUUCCCGGCAGUUAGAGACGCGCAUGCGCCGAACCAAGCCAAGAGGAACCGCAACUGAGAACUGGUUUCGCUGAUUUCAGUUUUGACUGUGGGGGUGAGACGGGGAGGACAAUGUUAUUGGCUCAGGGGUACACUUUGUAGCUGUCUUCUGCCCCGGUGGAGGGGAGUGGAGAGUGGAGGGAGUUCAGAGAUCAUUGUUCUCCAAAGGCUUAUGUAGAGUAGGUUCAAACUGCACAUUAUAGAGUGCACCCAACGCGGCUCUUUUUGAUGGCCACCAAGAAGCCAACGGGCUGGAGGAGCCAGAUGGCACCAGCCUCCUCUUCCUCGCCAAGGCUUCCUCCCUGUGUUGGUGCCACCAAAAUGGGCCACAACUGCAGGAGGAGAGUGAAUGCACGGCUGGGAGGCCACCUUGCUGGCAGCUCUAUGGGGCGGGGACCACCUCGACAUCUGUGUUCGUACCGCGCCUAGCACCACGGGACCUUUGUGCACUACCAUACUGGGGUUGUUCAUCCUGGAGACGAUGUUGUCUGGAGGAGGAGAGGGAAAGAGGGAUAAAUGGCAUCAGAUAGUGGGAGAAUGAAGGAGCUGGAGGUGUAAGGUCCAGAGGAUGGGCAGAGGAGAGGAGUAAUCCCUCUCCUACCUGGCUGUCAUUAAGAAACGAGGGUGGUGGUUUCCACCCCUCUAGCACGCUUCAGCACAGGUCCCUGGCCAGCAGCCUCUACAGCAAGGCUGACUGUAAGCUUCAGCCAGGCCCGAGACGCUUUCCUCCAGCCCGCAUCCGACUCUUGCAAAGCCCCCGUAGCUUCCCAGACAAACUCAACUGUGACCCGGCGUGAGUGGAAAGCACAAAACUCAUAAGCACAAUCCUGGAAAGCAGAAAAGCAAAACCAACCCCCAGACGCGUUGUUUUUAGCUCUCGCCCGGAGAUCGUCUCCUUGGAUAAUGGUUUCAUAGAUGCUCCCCUACACACACACACCCCGAGGGACCCCAUUGCUCCCCUGCAGGAGAAAACCCGCCUAGCAAUGCUGCCUUCCACUCGGUUAGAUGCUAUAUAGGUAGUCUCGGCCGCCGGCUCACGCUGUGUUGAGCUCCCUGUGAGAGUAGCAAGACUGUGAG